Salvia miltiorrhiza (redroot sage) is the source of this 1172-nucleotide messenger RNA. Its product is annotated as protein REGULATOR OF FATTY ACID COMPOSITION 3, chloroplastic. The transcript has 5 exons. The record is from RefSeq and is a predicted model, not a curated record. Gene Ontology annotation, cellular component: ribosome; cytosolic small ribosomal subunit. The coding region runs from base 164 to 1066 and encodes 300 amino acids. Lineage: Eukaryota; Viridiplantae; Streptophyta; Magnoliopsida; Lamiales; Lamiaceae. Gene Ontology annotation, molecular function: small ribosomal subunit rRNA binding; structural constituent of ribosome. Gene Ontology annotation, biological process: translation.
AUAUUAACUCAUUUCAUAACUUAACCCAUAAAAAACAAUAUCAAGAAAUUUUGCUCCUCCUCUUCCAAUACCUUCAAUAUCUUUACGGAAUUACCAAAAACACGCUUCUCUCCUUCCUAAAUCACAGCUUCUUCUCUUAUCUACAGCUCCAAGAAACAUAAUAAUGGCUUCCAUCGCGCUAAAAUCUACUCAAUUGGGCAUCAACUGCAUCCCAAAUUCGAACAUCAAUCGAUGCAAAAGCGCUAAUUUCUCUUCAUCAUUUUCCUGCUCGUCGCAGUUGUUUUCGCCAAAAUUAAAGCUCAGAAGCAACUCGACAGUAACGGCGGCAGCGAAGAAGGAAAAUAAACCCAAGAAAAAGAGAAAAGAAGAUAGCCAUAGCUUCAUCUCCAGGCCCGAUGAAGCCACUGGCCCUUUUCCCGAAGCUGUGCUUCUCAAACAGAGGAAUGUUGAAGAAGAUGAUGGUAGACUUAUGCCGGAGUUUGCCGACGUUGAAGAGCGUGAACUCUUUGAGGCUUUGAAUCUGCUGCUAGAAAGUGAUACAGAUGUUGAUCAAAGGCGACAUUAUGAAGUCGUAUAUCUUAUCCAUGAGGAUCACAAAGACGAGGUUGAGAAUGUGAACACCAAAGUUCAAGAAUUCUUGAAGGAAAAGAAGGGGAAGAUUUGGAGAUUCAGCGACUGGGGCAUGCGUAGGUUGGCGUACAAGAUAAAGAAGGCGAAGAACGCCCAUUACAUCCUCAUGAACUUCGAGGUGGAAGCUCGAUGGAUAAAUGAUUUCAAGAGCUUGCUAGACAAAGACGAGAGGGUUAUCCGGCACCUUGUCAUGAAACGGGACAAGGCAGAGACGGACGAUUGCCCUCCUCCUCCUGAAUUCGGUACAUUGCGCGCUGACAUGGUUGAUGAUGAUGAUGAUGAUGAUAUAGACGACGAGGAAGAAGAGGAAUACGAUGAUGAAGACGGGGGCAACGACGGCGAGGAUGAUCAAGGUAUUAUCUAUGUGAAUGAUGUGGAGGAAGAGAGUAGUAGCUCUCUAAGCAAUACGCCAAAGCCUCAUAAAGUGGGACGAUAGGUGAUUUUGUUAGUGUAAACUUCAACUUAUGAUUUUGGUUUGUAAUAGCUAGUUGUGUAAGAGAGAGAGAGAGAUGAAGAAAUAUCAGACUUUUUCUUUGGGGAAA